GAGAGACGUGAGCGAAGCGCUUUGGAAAGAACUGCUGUAACCCUUGGAUCAUGUCCCCUAAAGAUCUUUGUAGCCUUUGCCCAUCCUAGAGGUUGGAUCCAGAGUUCCCAAGACUGGAUUUCGUUUCUAAGCAUCAGCGCUUGCAUCUGAGCUUGGAAUGAUGACUGUAAGCAGGACUUUAAGGUUCUUGCAGCUAGAGGCCCUCUCUGGGCUCUUUGCCAGGCCUUGCGGGCUUCACACAUCUGCCAGCCAGCCCAACUCCAAUCGAACGUCCAUCGUGUGCAUCGCAAGGCAGAAGUACAGCCGGACCUACCCAGUGUUGCUCGUCAGGCCUGACGGCUCUACAAUUCACAUCCGUUACAAAGAGCCCAGGCGGAUCCUGUCGAUUCCCGUAGACAUCAACACUCUCCCUGAAGCUGAAAGGAAAGCCCGGUUGAGGAAACGGGAUGCCAGCAAGCUGAAAGCCAAACCUGAGACUCCUUUUGAAGAUGACUUUAAAUUGGACGAUUACAGAAAGUUUUGGAAGAAGAAAUGAUUUAUUUUACCCUGCUGAGGUUUUCUGAGGAGAAGAAGAAAACCUGUCACUGCAGACACUUAACGGUGUCGUGAAAAAUGCUGCAAGGAGAUGAAUGCAGUCCGCAAAUAAAGAGACCUUUCUUUCCA
Molecule: messenger RNA, 663 nt
Organism: Elgaria multicarinata webbii
Lineage: Eukaryota; Metazoa; Chordata; Lepidosauria; Squamata; Anguidae
Gene: MRPL55
Product: mitochondrial ribosomal protein L55
Exons: 4
Coding region: 158-535 (125 amino acids)
Biological process (GO): translation
Cellular component (GO): mitochondrial large ribosomal subunit
Molecular function (GO): structural constituent of ribosome
Source: RefSeq, a predicted model, not a curated record